Messenger RNA from Sinocyclocheilus rhinocerous, 3322 nucleotides. Its product is annotated as gamma-sarcoglycan-like. Gene Ontology annotation, biological process: heart contraction; cardiac muscle tissue development. The coding region runs from base 209 to 814 and encodes 201 amino acids. Gene Ontology annotation, cellular component: sarcolemma; sarcoglycan complex. The record is from RefSeq and is a predicted model, not a curated record. The transcript is spliced from 6 exons. NCBI's taxonomy places the organism in Eukaryota, Metazoa, Chordata, Actinopteri, Cypriniformes, Cyprinidae.
GAGGUGUAGAGACCUCUCAAGGAUAUGUGAGCUCCUGAGAGGAAGUUUGGGAAGGGAGGGGGUGUCUGCACUGAGACUGAUCCAGAAUCAGAUUUAUGGAAGGCAGCUGUUGAGGGUUUGACAGACAGACGGAUCGGAGCACUGCUGCGUAACACAAGCAGAUUCAAGUCUGCAGAGGAGUGUGUCAGAUCACACUUAAACAGCAAGGAUGGUGCGUGAGCAGUACCUCACCACCACAGAUGAGUCUGGGGCUCUGGCUCCAGUCAAUGAGUACAUCUACAUGAUUGGCAUCUACGGCUGGAGGAAACGCUGCCUCUAUCUGUUCGUUCUGCUUCUCCUCAUCAUUCUGGUGGUGAACUUUGCCCUAACGAUCUGGAUCCUGCGAGUCAUGUGGUUCAAUACGGAAGGCAUGGGAUACCUGCAGGUCAAUGAAGAUGGACUGAGACUGGAGGGAGAAUCUGACUUUUUGUUCCCUGUCUAUGCCCAGGAAAUUGAUUCCAGAGAGGAUUCAGCUCUUCUGGUGCACUCCUCUGAAAACGUUACACUCAAUGCUCGCAAUGCCAAUGGUGAUGUAACAGGAAGUGUGUCUGUAGGUCCCAGUAAGGCCGAGGGCUUUGGCCAACACUUUUAUUUGUGUUUGAUUUUAGAUGCUGAAAGCGUUCGUCUGCCGACGUUACCUGUGGGAGAAGCCAGAACGUCAGGUGACUCUCAGGGAAUGUACAACACAUAUGAAGUGUGCGUUUGUCCCAGCGGUAAGCUCUUCAUCUCCAGAGCUGGCGUCUCUUCGACCUGCAGCGAGCGCCAGGACUGCUGAAUGACCUUCUGUCCUUAACGCCCACACUAGAAACAAAUCGUGUUGUUACAUUGUAUUGGGCAAGGUUAAAAAACCCCAUCACGAUAUGUAUUAACAUGUUACUGAAGAUCAGAGGUGUACAUUCAUCUGUUUGGUUGGGGUUUUAUCAUGAUAGGGAAGAUGAAAUAUGCAGUAUAUACAACACACACCCAUGGCAAUUUGUAACUAUUUAUGUUUUGGUGAAUUGGUGGUUAUAAAUUCAAACCUAAUAAAUUCUAAUUUAAUUCUUAUGUUUCCAUACAAUCUGCCUACUCCCCACUGACGUUUAGGUUUAAGGGAGGACCCUUAUGAUUAUUAUUAUUAUUUUUGAAAUAUGUCUAUGUAUGAAUCACAUUGUAUGAAUUCAUACAAAAUCACCUUGUAAAAUAGUUACAUUUUCUAAUGAGAUCGGGUUGUGUAGACUGUACUUUAUUUUUCUCCUUUUUUUGUAUAACAUUUUUUCAAAAUUAGGCUGGGCAAUAAAGGGGCUGGUAAACAGCUGACAUCCUAAGCAAUAUAAUUUUGAGGUGCAAUAAAUACCCAAAUUCUGUGUGAUGCAUAUCAGCUAGUUAUUGUUUAAAGAUGCGCUCAUUCAUAGAGAAAUUAUUACAAACAAAACACUUAUGUGCUUCUCCGAGGGUUAUGAUAUAUACUUCUGAAAUCAGUUUAAUAUCAACGUUUUUUUUUAUUAAGUCAUGCAUAAUAAUAAAUUUCUGUCUGAAGAACUGCACUACCCACAAUCCUGAAGCAGUAGCUUUGAAUUCUUCUGUUAAGCAUUGCAAUAUAAUCUAAUCCAAAUGUCUCUCAUUUUUGUCAAAUGGCUAAAUCUAUGUGUUAGUGCCAAAACAGCUGGGGUAUUGAGAGUAACCACAUUCUGUUCUGUAUGUAAAACAUCAACAUAAUUGAUCUAGUAAAAAAACAAACAAAAAAAACUGUAAGAUAUAAAGUGCUCUUGGUUUGAUAUCAAAUUAGGCAUCUCCAUUUAUUUCAUAUAAAUGUAUAUGAAAUAAUAUAAGUAUCAAAAUGGUAUAAUUUACCUAUGGCAGCUUGAAACUUUGGGAUGUUUGUGUGUUUUAUCAGAAUUGUUUUGCAUAUGUUCUGUUUGAAAAUGCUGAGUGAUUAUGUUUGUAUAUACAUUGGUUGGGAAUCUUCACAUUUAUUCAUCAGUUGUAUAUUAUAUUUUGGUUGAGGUAUAUUUCUUCAAUGGGAAAUCUCAUAUUUUGAGGUUUACAUAUGUAAAGUAAAUAAUUACAAUACUGACCUUUGAAUGAUAUUAUAGUUUAACUAUAAAGCAUGUAUGAACAAGUGUAAAUUGUUUUUUCCACAUUAAGUGUUUUGGCAUGAGUUGACAUGAUAAUUAAUAAUAAUAAAAAAAUCAUUAAACUUAAGGGAAAAUUUUGUGCGCAAUAAACGGUAUAUUUUGUACCAUUAUUACCUGAUACUAUAUGACUGAACAGUGGAUUCAGAGGAAUUUUUAAGAAUUAAAAUUAAGAAUAAAAAUAAGAGCCACUGUCAGUGGGUCUCAAAUUUACAGAGCUGUAAUAUGACAUUAUGAGAUUGAAACAAAUGACAAAAUAUAUUUGUUCAAACAAUACAGUAGCCAGUGUUUAAUUUCAGUCUCUCGCAGUUAAACAAAGGAAACGGAUGAAAAAACAUCAUUGACAUUGAGCACCAUAUGAGUAUCUAUGUUCCUCUUACACAACUUUCAGAGAACUUCACGCAAAAAAAUCUCAGCAGUAGAGGACAAGAGGUUCCCAUUGUGAAUAAUAGAAAAUGCAUAUUUAAUCAAUGCGUUUCUGAGGAAUUACGCAUGUUGUAUGAUGUGUACACGGCAAUUAACUGACAGGUGAAAUUUCAAGAGAAAAUGUCACUUGUUAUAUUUUUAAGUGGUACAUUUUUUAAAUAGUAAUAUGUAAUAUGUGCUAAAACUACACCCACCAGUAUCCUUGUAUGGGAAAUAAAAAGUGCUCUGUUAAGCCCCAAGCCAACAAUGUAUACAUGUAUAGUUCAGUUGCGAUAAAGUUGAUUUUGAAAUAUGAAAUAAAUUUCAUUCUUGCAGCCAGACAGAUACAGUAAUUGCACUGGUAAACACUUAUGAACCUGCUGUCAUAUUACAUCUUCAAGAUGUAAUUUAAAGUCUUUCAAAUAUUUUUAUUUUCACUGUUUAAUGUUCAGGUUAUGCACAGUAUUACAUAUACAGUGACAGGAGCAUGUCAAUUACCUUGUGGAUUUGCCAGCUGAUAAAACGGUGUAUGAACAUUAUAACCUGCCGUUUUUAUUUCAGAAUGAGCUACUGGCACAUAAUUGAUAUAGAUCCCAUUAAGAAACCAUGAGCUGAUUUGCCUGUCAUUGCUGGAUUGCACAUGAUUCAUUCAUUCAAAUUUCUGCUAUCACUCAAUUACAUAAAAGUGCAGUGCAACUCAUGCUAUUAAAUCACUAUACCGUCAACUUAAUGACUAUGGCAGGAAAAAUACAUUUCUAAAAAAGAUU